Messenger RNA from Varanus komodoensis (Komodo dragon), 3668 nucleotides. RefSeq names its product lipoprotein lipase (gene LPL). Bases 141 to 1595 code for a protein of 484 amino acids. The transcript is spliced from 10 exons. Gene Ontology annotation, molecular function: lipoprotein lipase activity; apolipoprotein binding. Lineage: Eukaryota; Metazoa; Chordata; Lepidosauria; Squamata; Varanidae. Gene Ontology annotation, biological process: lipid metabolic process. The record is from RefSeq and is a predicted model, not a curated record.
UGCGAGGUUAUCGCCGUUCUGCUCGUGCAGCUCAAGAAACGUUUUGCACUUGGCGUUUUGGGAGAGCGCUUUUGCCCCGACCCGCCCGCCACCCCGCACUCGCUCAGCUUCGUCCAAGGGCGUGCACCGCGUGCCGAGCAAUGGGCAAGAGAGCGCUGCUAGUAGCUCUGUGUGUCUGGAGCUACUGCCUCGCCGCUCUUUGCAGAGAGUCCCCCGCCUCCGGCAUCUCGCAGUCAAGUAGCAUCGCUGAAAAAAAGAGAGACUUCAGUGGUAUCAAGAGCAAGUUUUCUUUAAGGACAUCUAAAAACCCUUAUGAAGACACCUGCUACAUUGUUCCUGGACAAGAAGCGAGUGUAGCACAGUGCAAUUUUAAUCUAACUACUAAAACCUUUAUGGUUAUACAUGGAUGGACGGUGACAGGCAUGUUUGAGAGCUGGGUUUCCAAGCUGGUAAAGGCACUCUACACGAGGGAACCCUACUCCAAUGUCAUUGUUGUGGAUUGGCUGUCUCGAGCCAGCCUACAUUAUCCAGUAGCUGCUGCUUACACAAAGGUGGUGGGAGAAGAAGUUGCCACACUGAUUGACUGGAUGGAGGAGCAAUUCGGUUACUCUGUGGACAAAAUCCAUUUGCUGGGAUACAGUCUUGGUGCUCAUGUGGCUGGUGUUGCCGGAAGUCUGACCAGCAACAAGAUUAAUAGAAUCACUGGUUUAGAUCCUGCUGGACCACACUUUGAAUAUGCAGAUGCAUCUCUACGCCUUUCCCCAGAUGAUGCUGUCUUUGUAGAUGUCUUGCACACUUAUACAAGAGGGACCCCAGAUCGCAGUAUUGGAAUACAGAAACCUGUUGGGCACAUUGAUAUCUACCCUAACGGAGGUGGCUUCCAGCCAGGUUGUAAUAUAGGAGACGCCCUGCGCAUGAUUGCAGAAAAAGGGAUUCAUAAUGCAGACCAGCUGGUAAAAUGCUCUCACGAACGUUCCAUCCACCUCUUCAUUGAUUCCCUCUUAUAUGGAGAAAAACCAAUAAUGGCAUACCGCUGCAACUCUAAGGAAGCAUUUGAGAGAGGGCUCUGCUUGAGCUGCAGAAAGAACCGCUGCAAUAAUUUAGGCUACCAGAUCAAGAGGGUGAGAAACAAGAGGAACAGCAAAAUGUAUCUGAAGACACGAGCACAAAUGCCUUACAAAGUUUUUCAUUAUCAAGUUAAGAUCCACUUCUUUGGAAAUACAAAUUUCACCAAGAAAAAUCAGGCAUUCCUUGUGUCUCUGCAUGGCACGAAGGAUGAAAGCAACAACAUUGCAGUUAUACUGCCUGAGAUCUCUGCAAACAAAACUCAUUCUUUCCUGAUAUGUUCAGAGACUGAUAUUGGAGACCUCCUUAUUGUGAAACUGCGGUGGGAGAGCGAUUCCUUUUUCACAUGGUCAGAUUGGUGGAAUACUCCUGAGUUGCGCAUCCGGAAGGUCAGAGUCAAGGCUGGAGAAACUCAGAAAAAGGUGGUGUUCUGUGCUCCUGAAGGAUUCUCUGAUCUCAAAAAAGGAGGCGAUUUUGUAGAAUUUAUGAGAUGCCUUGGAAAACACCCGAAUGAUAUAGAGUCCUUGUAAGAACAUUGCAGUUACCACACCAGGGGAGCAAGAGACAACACAUUUCCUUAGAAGACUAAAAGCUCUUUGAAGAUUAAAAGUGAAUGAAGAUGUUCAGAAUCCCCUGUAUGCAAACUGCUCAGGACCGAAUACAUUGAAAUAUUUCAUCAGACUUCUGGAAUAUUGUCGGCUGUACUUAUUCUAGGGUGGUUUUGCACCGAUUCACCUCUCAGCUGAUGGUACCAAAAUAGGGUUGGGGACAUGAAGCUGAUUGUACAUCCAGCUGCAAGCAAUCUAGUUCAGAAGAGCAUUCAGAUGCAUCCCAUCAAGAAAGGGACAUGCACACAAAAGACAACUCCUACAAGCAUAUCUUCUUAUUUGAAUCAGGGUAUAUUUGUAUCAUCUCAGCGUACAAGGGACAUUAGCCAACAUAUCAGUCUUGUUUUGUUUUUUAAAGCAAGAAAAUGUUCACAGAUACAUUAUGGGGACCAACAUACAACAGUUCUCAUGCCAUCUUUUAACAAAUUUCUUGAUUUUUAUAACAAGUGUGUGUUUAUGUGUGUGUGAAAAUACUAUUUAUUUAAAAAGCAACAUGUUUGGGCUUUCUAAGAUUAAAAAAUAACUUAGAACUCGGCAUUUUGCUGGGCAAUGUUUAUUUGGUUGGUUCAUCUGUUUUCGCACCCUUUCCUGGCUGAAGCUCAGUUUUUCUCUUAAAUUGCUAGGUAGAUAGGCUUCACUUAACAUAUGCUUCCUAAGAUAAAACUCUUACCUAUACAUAAACAGAGCGUUUUUUUACAGAUUUUGAAAGAUUCCAGGCUAUUUUCUUGAAAAUACUUAGAUUUUAGGAAUCACUUACUAAUCUAUGCUGUUGUUCUAUAACAGUACAUUUUCUAGAAGAGAAACAACCACUUUCCAGUGCAUCAGUACUAAAAAAAAAAAAAAAAGUAAUCUCUGAUACUGUACCAAAUCAUCAACCACUAAAAAGUAGCCACUGCCUGUUCAAGAGUGUCAGGGAAGUUACAUUUCCAUAAUAUUUUUCAGAUAGAGUGCUGCAACAUUACCGUACCUAGCCUUGGACAACCAUUCUUACUGAGUUCACUAUUACUUCCAUAAAUCCAAAUCUCAACAUGAAGGACCUCCUCUUUCUGAUACUGGUAUUUCUGAUGUUAAGAAUAGAAACUAUUAAUUGUUCAGCAGUAAAUGAUGGAACCUGAAAAUAAAGUUUGUCUGAUGCAAUAAAAAUUAGCAAAAUGCAAAAAAAUACACACUUUCACAAUAAGUGCAGUCAUGAUAAUCUUUGAAUCAGUCAUGAACACAUGGAAGAAAUAUUAAAAGGAUUUUUAGACUUGUUAACAUGAUAAAAAUAAUUCACUAGUUGCCUUACCAUUUUAACCAGAAACCAAAACUUGCAAAGUUUCAAUAUAUCAUGUGUGUAGUAUUUUAAUAAGUUGUACACUUAAGUAACAGAGUUGUAUUUGUGCAAAAACAUGAAAGUGAGCAUGCCAGAAUUUAUCUAUUGGCCUUCUGUAUCUGUUUGGCUAACUGCCAUUCAGCGCUUAUUGUAGCAAAUGAUUCAUCACGAAGUGUGUGUAUGUAACAUACAGUCCAAUAUUUUAGAAGUGUAACACACAGGAAUCUGCAUCCUUUAUUUUUCAAAAUAGUCAAGAAUGCGCAACCAACAUUCCAACCACACAAAGUUCAGGCACGAUAAUUUCAAGUUUAUAACUCGGCACUGAAGGAGAUCUGUAAAAAUGACCCAUAGUUAAUUUUUGAUUUCCAUUUGAGUUCUCCUACUUUAGAAUUAAGUUGCAUUAUGAAUUGCACAUUAUAAUACAUGAUCAAACAAACCACAGCACUUGAUUGCCAAAUGGUGAAGGAUUUUUAUAUGUGAGAAAAUAUAUCUUUGAAAGUUCCUAUUUAUUACCUGUAAAAUACAUGUGUGUAUAUAUGUGUGUAUGUGUAAAAUUUUGUAUAUAUUGCUAAAGUUAUCAAGGCUAUAUGCAUUUAUAUAUUUCUCUGACUUAAUUUUUGUAAAGUGCUUUCAGAAUGAGAAUCAAUUGUAUGUUACAUUAAAAGUUGCAACAAUAUAAACUA